Messenger RNA from Homarus americanus (American lobster), 8011 nucleotides. It is a transcript of the gene rols, whose product is annotated as protein TANC2-like. The record is from RefSeq and is a predicted model, not a curated record. Lineage: Eukaryota; Metazoa; Arthropoda; Malacostraca; Decapoda; Nephropidae. Bases 425 to 4903 code for a protein of 1492 amino acids. Gene Ontology annotation, molecular function: protein binding. The transcript has 16 exons.
GUUGAGGAGACGAGCGAGGAAAGGUGUGUGUGUGUGUGUGUAGCCUCUCCGUGAAGAUGAACGAGCUCAGGCAACUGUGGACUGCCAAGGAUUUUCUGUUACAGUGCUCCCCGCUGAUCAUAUACCGCCAUGUUCACUGCCAACACAAUACUUUAUAAGUGAUGAUGUGUGGUGCGCGUCUGUGAGAGGUGUAUAGUGAACGAUAUAUAUAGGUGUUGGUGACAAAGUGGACAUUGUUUAAAAAUAUUAACAGCAAAAAAAAAAAGUGCGUAGAAUAAGGUAUUACCGUUACUUAGUUUAACCUGUGAUAUAAUAACCGGAGUAACUCUAGUCAUUCUUCAUGUGUACUGCGACAUAGACUGUCUCUGUCAGACUUAAUAAUUAAGUCUUGAAUAGAGGAACUUGAUCACACAACUCCGCCACCAUGGUUAAGGACUUCUUAACUCGGAGUAAAACACCGACACUUCCUAAUGAAGAUAUCUACGCCAAGCUUCGAGAGGGAGGAAUCUGCCCUAACUGCAGGAUGCCGUUCGACAAGGGCAAGAAGAGGAAGCUGAUCGACCAGUGUGGGCACGAGAGAUGCUACUCCUGCCUUUUCAAGUCCGAGACCUGCCCGAUAUGUGCACUGCAAGCACCGCCCAAGAAGUUGCAGCACUCGCAGUCUCGGUCUUCACUGUCACCCCCAGCAGUAGGUGGCACUGGCCGAUCUAAGCUCCUCACAAAUGGCACCUUCACUUCAUACUUCAAAGGAGGUGGAGAUCCCGGCCUUCCUCCAGAGCGACCAUCUCCCUCUCGCUCUGUGUCUCCUCGACGAAAUACCCACGUGUCCCAAGUCCAUACCCUGAGUCCUCUGUAUGCCUCAUCCUCCCCUGUGGGUUUGAGUCACGGGACACUCACUACCCUGUGCUCCCCUGUUGUUGGGUGUGGGAGAGAGACCUCCUAUGGCACACCACCCAUGUACUCCCGCCUCGCACCCUCACCGGCUCCUCCCAAGAGUGUGGGUGGGACGCCCGCGAGUGCUCGGCGACGGGGGGGUGUCAGUCCUCGUGGCCCCCCCCUAUCUCCUUGGUCCAGACGUGUCCCUCGACCUAACACCGUCAACGUGGACUCGUCACACCAUCUAACAGCGCUCCUCUCCUCGGCCGAAAAGAAGAGCUCCAAAAAUAUCAGUCUUGCUCGCAGGAUAAAGUCACUUUGGAGUAUAGAUGAUGAGUGUGAUGGGGACACAGAGGCAACAAGUGGAGGAAGUGGUGAGGCAGCAGAGGCCAAGGAUGGUGAAGACCUGUAUAUGCGCCUUGGUCUUCUGCUGGGUGAAGGAGCCACCCCACCAGCCUCUGCCGCUAGGCCGCCCAGAGCUGCCUCCUCUCAUACCUCCUUUAGUUCACUCUCAGCGUCUUCAGAGGUGAACACAACAGCCUCUAAUAACACCAGUCCAGUCUCAACGUUAAAUGGUUCCUCAGAAGCUGAGUUAAGGCUUCCAGGUGGUAGAGAUCCAUCAGUGGAGAGCAUGAACUCCUUUAUAUCUCAUGGAGCUGUGUCCCCCACCACCACUCCACGAAGACACUCAGUUACCACAUCACAGCCAGGCCAGGUGGAAGAGUUGAGCCUGUUUGGAAGACGAAGAUCCUCUGUCCGACGCUCAGCACGUAAUGCACAUGUGAAAGGCCCGAUAGACCCCAAAGUGCGAUUUGCCAGUUACCGAGGUGCACAGCUGAGCUUACGACCAUUGUUCUUUGAGGUGCCCCAACAGGACCCAGAUCCACUGUUUGUUGGCCGUGCCUGGCUCUAUCGAGAGAUUGAAGCCCAUCUUACUGCCGAGGCCCCGACCAAUAGGGGUGUCAUAAUUACUGGCAGUGUGGGGGCAGGAAAGACAGCCGCUAUUCUCCAGAUGGUUGAGUAUAGUUGUUUUGGCCGCAAGAGGGAUGACUCCAUCUACCAAGAUCCAUACAGUAAAGGUGGAGGGUCACUGUACGGCCGUGUUAGCUUAAUACCAGAAGGUGUAAAAUCCUUGGCAUCUCGAGUUGUUGCUUACCACUUCUGCCAAGCGGAGAACUCAGUGACUUGUCUCGUUCCUGACUUUGUUCACUCCAUUGCUGCUCAGCUGUGCCAGGCGCCACAGCUUCAUGCCUACCGCGACCUGUUAUUGGCCGAGCCACAGACGCAGGGACUGUUGGCAUUGCCGGCAUGUGUGAGUGAUCCAUCCACAGCAUUGGUGAAAGGUAUUUUAGAGCCGCUACACAAUCUCCGCAGGCUGGGUAAAGUGGGAGCAGAUCCACUCAUCAUUGUGGUGGAUGGCCUAUGUGAGGCAGAAUACCAUCGUCCAGAUCAUGCAGACACACUUGCUUCAUUCCUUGCCCGUCAUGCCGUUAAACUGCCAUCUUUCGUCAAACUGAUAGUGAGUGUUCGUACUCAGCUGGCUGACUUGACACGCCUUCUGCCCUUCCAUCGAAUAUCUCUUGACCCAGAUCAGCGUGCAGACCCCGCUGCAGACCUUGCUGCCCGUGACCUCUGUGAUUAUGUGGGUUUCCGGUGUGUGCAUUCCCCCACCAUAAGAUCAAAUAUCACAGUGACACAGGGGAAGAUAGAAGGAGGCUCUUCUCAACACCGUUUUACUCAGUAUGUGGUCACUCAGAGUAAAGGUUCCAUACUGUACAUCAAGCUCAUUUUGGAUUUGAUUGAGCGAGGUCAUCUUGUCAUGAAAUCUGGUUCUUUCAAAGUUCUCCCACAGUCCCUAAAUGAGAUCUUUCUUCUUUUAUUUAAUCUUAGAUUCCCCAGUGUAAGAAGCUUUGAAAAGAUUCAACCUAUUCUUAAUGUUGUUUUAGCAUCUCUUAACCCACUUACACUUCCUGAAAUGUAUCAUUCUGUUAAUGCUGGACUCCUCUACAAGUUCCUGUCCUGGGAUGAAUUUAUCAAUUGUUUCAAGGUGUUAAGUUCUUUCUUGGUAAAAAGACUGGAUGACACUUACAUGCUGUUCCACCCAGCACUUCGUGAGUGGCUAGCAAGACGUGCUGAAGGAGAAUCUGCCAAGUUUGUUUGUGACACAAGAGCUGGUCAUGCAAACUUGGCUCUUCGCAUGUCUCGCCUUGAGUGGCCAUUGGAUCCUGAAGCUUCCUUAGAAUUAGGCCACCACAUACUGAAGGCGCACGUGUACAAGAACAUGGCACGGGCCCUGCCUCUAUCUCCCCGUGAUCUGCAGGCCCUCUGGCUGGCGCAGUCUUCACACAAUGUAUCACAGGCACUUGCAUGCACAAGAAAUCUCUACAGUCCAAACACCAAGGUUUCAAGAUUGUUGUUACUUGCGGGUGCCUCACCAGACUACCCAAGUGAACACAUUCAUAACUCACCCAUUUUAGGAGUGUGUGCUCACCAGGGUCACACAGAGAUGGUGGCUCUUCUCAUAGAGUUUGGUGCAGAUGUGAAUCAGACCAACAGUGAAGGAGCAACAGCACUGGGCCUGGCAUCUGCACAAGGCCAUUGUGAUGUAGUGAGACUCCUUGUCCAGGCUGGAGCAUCACUCACAUCCAAGGAUCGCCAGAAUCACACUCCUAUGGUCCAAGCUGCUGCUGCAGGUCAUCUAAAUGUGGUUGGUUAUCUUUUAUCCUGUGACUGGCCAGGACCAAAUGAUCUGCUGAGAAAUCAGUCACAUCAAGCUCUUGUUGCUGCUGCUUCCAAUGGACACAGUAAUGUCGUGGAGUUUCUUUUGGACAUGGCAGAAGUUAGUGUAGAUGGUGAAGACAAUGUGACUGGAGAAACAGCUCUUACAGUUGCUGCUGGUGCAGGACACACAGUAAUGGUAGCAGCCUUGCUGAGAGCUGGAGCCAGUAUAACCAAAGCAAACUCGCGAGGAGCAUCUCCACUCACUUGUGCCGUACGUAACGGCCAUUAUGAAGUGGCUAAAUUACUCCUCAGUCAAGGCGUUGCUGUAGAGAGCCCAGAUGCUGCUGGCCGCACACCUCUCAUGGUUGCUGCUGCGGAGGGACAUCUAGGCCUUAUGGAGUUGCUCAUUUCACGAGGUGCCUCUAUAACUCGAACUGACAGAGAAGGUCUUUCCCCACUUGGCUGGGCCUGCCUGCGUGGUCAUGUUCAUGCUGUCCAAUAUUUAGCUGAUUGUAAUGCUGACUUGAAUCAUGCUGAUAAGUCUGGUCGUACACCACUCGAUCUUGCUGCCUAUCAGGGUGACCCCAUUGUGGUACAGUUCCUACUUGACAGAGGAGCAUUGAUAGAACACGUAGACAUCAAUGGUAUGAGACCCCUUGACCGUGCCAUCAGUGCUCGCAAUGCCGCAGCCGUGCAGUGCUUCCUGCGACGCGGCGCUAAGCUGGGCCCUGCCACUUGGGCAAUGGCUGCGGGCAAGCCAAAUAUUUUGGUAAUGUUACUUAACAAGCUUCAGGAAGAUGGAGUGGCACUGUGCCGCAAGGGCCGUUUAAAAGAGGCUGCUCACCGCUUCUCAUAUGCUCUCCGCAAGCUGCCCACUGGAGAUCAGGGUGAACACACUGCCACCUUCACUCAUCUCCGUUUACAUCUCACACUCAAUCUCUCUCGCUGCAAAAGAAAAAUGAAUGAAGUAGAAGAGGCUAUCCAGCUAGCAGAUGCUGCCCUGACGAUAAAGAGUGACUCUUAUGAAGCCUACUAUGCCCGUGCCCGGGCGAAACGAGAGGCCAAAAAUCUGCAGGAGGCUCUAGAAGAUGUGAACGAAGCUGUAAGAUUGGCUCCCCAGACUCGUGACGUACGUCGUGUUCUUAUCAAGAUCCGGGAUGAGAUGCAGACAGAGCUGGACACCUGUGCAUCCACCGACCUUGCACAGCUCCGUCAGCUGGCAGCCUCUGUUGACACCCUGUCUGAAGCUGACCUACCUAUGACUUCCAGCAUUCUCUCUGAGUCUGGGUAUUCCUCCAACAUCUAAAGAAAACUCUUAUAUCCUACUUAAUGGCUCCUAUAACAAGUCAUUUCGUUUCAUGAGAGGAUGGUCAACCACAAAAUUAUGCAGACCCUCUGAAUUUAGGAGUCAUUAGUCUCCCAAUACCAUCAAAUUGGGGAGAAUAUUGAUAAGGAUCUGAUUUAGAAUUUGCUUGCUAAGAUUCUUUACAUGUGUGAACAUAUUUCAAUCCCUGUGUAGCAAAUAUCUGAGCCAAGAUGUGUCCAGAACUGACUCCAUCAUGACCUUGUUUCCAUAUAUUUUAUUUGGAGAUGAAAGUUAACCCUAAUAAUUCCAUUUCAAGAAUUCCACUUGAUAUGAGAUGUACCCACAAGAUUCAUGAGCCUUUUGGAAGAAGAUAGGAUAUUAUCACUGCAGUUCCCAUUAUUUCUCCCAUAGUGCUUGUGCUUCUUUGUUGUCUUUGUAAUCUGUUGCAUUUAAAUGCCCCUUUUUAUCCAUAGUAUGUAUUUAUUUUGCUACUUACAAACUAUUUUUUUUUCAAAAGGCUCAUGUUAGUGGACACUUUCUUUCCAGAUUGUGACUGUAUAUCCACACUAAUGGUUUGAAGACCAUUUGCGACUCACCUGAAAAAGCUGGUUGAGUCUCACUGAACACCUUGCUGAGACUCGCCUCACAUUGACCUCUUGAUUUGGACUCGUGUAAAAAAAUGGAAGCCAGGGCUCUAGCUUCAUUGUCCUUGCAAAUAUUUACAUAAUUUGGCUCUUACUCUGGCUCCAUAUGUAAAUGUGAUGUGUCUAGCAAUUGUGAUCCAAGUGCAACCCUUCAUUAAGCUUUCCUUUUCUCAGAGAACUGACAAAAUUAAAAUGUGAAGAGGUGCACAAGGGCUUAAUUGCUGCUGCACAUCGCUGUUAAGGAGAGUGGCUAGACCAGCGUGUAGACCCACCAGCCCACUAACAUCUGUAGUAGGUGUGCUCACUCUUAUACCAGUGUUGCCAAGGAAAAGAGGCAAAAUGAACUCCAUUAUUUAUUACGUGACAAAGUUCUUUAAUUUCUUAUAAAAUACAUGUUAUUGUAGUAAUGCGGAGGAAGACAUCCAUAAUUAAUGACUAUUUUAUAAUUCAUAGCUCUUCCUUUUACUUGGCAAUACUUCACUAUCCUGCAUGCCUAAGUCGUGGCUCUAACAUCCUUGAGAGUACUGUACCAUUUGUCUUAGUCACCAAGUGAAAAAGUCAGUGCUUGUGGUACUAGAAAAUUAAAAAUUAAAUAAAAAGUGUGGUUAUACCUAGAUCAGUAUGAAAUCUUGAAUGUGUGACAGUAUGACUGUAUCUUUUUAUAUGUUUGAUGUUGAAACUUUUUGAAUGACCAAGUAUGACAGGAGGAUGUAUUUUAGUGGCCCGUUUGCUUGUGGUAUGUUCAUGUCCUAUUAUGUUACUACUUUGUUCAUGGCAUCACAGAGUAGAUGAAGUAAUAUAUGAAUCUGUCUGUGACUUCGUGAACUGGUUCAUGUUGGAGGGAGGCAUAACAUAACUGGUGUGAUCACUUCAUUAUUUCUAAACAAUCACUUCAUUAUUUCUAAACAAAUCUAAGCAAACGUUUAUAUAUUUUCUCCAUAACAUUAUUUAAAUGUUCUUAACAUUUUUGGUGUAUCACUACUACCAUCUAAGCAUCCUUUAAAUAUCAAAGUGUCCUUAUUAAUGUUGUAUAAAGUGUCUUUAUGUGUAUGAUUAGUGUUACAUGUGUAUUGGCCUUCUGUGUUGUGCCUCCAUCCUGUCCCCCCCCCCCCGGAGUGUUCCCUUGUGAGUACCGCUCGUGACCUGGCCAGGAGACAGAACCAAGUUGACGACAAAGAACCUCGGGUGCCUAGGCUCCACACUAACAGUUUGGGGCUUCAGCAGUGGUGUGUUUGGGAGAGCCUUGUGCAUCCUGAUCGGUUUCUGCUUGUGUUGGUUCCUCCUCUUGCCAGUAAACAAUUGGCUUUCCUAAUUGGUCCUACAACUCCCACACUCAGCAAUAGUCAACUGGAUAGAUCAACUCCGACAUGGCCCCAAUCAUCACAAAAAUACAGGUAGACCUCUUUAAUUGUCAAAGAGGACUUUACUGAGUGUGCAGACACCAUUCCUAUAUGUUGAUAUAUAGGAAACUUAGGUAAGUAGUUGAAGACUACACAGUGUUAUUGUGUAGUAGAACAUGGAAAAAUUCCAUGUGUUUUUUGGGGUCGUCGGUUUACGUUUACUGUGUGAAUUCUUUUAAAUUCUUCAAUGUACAGUAGACAUUAACUAAAAAGGCAUAGGGAUAGAUAUGUAUAGAAUGAAUGAUGCCCAUGGCGAAAGUUGCUAGUCAUUUUAAUAGAAUUAAGAGUGAUGGUGAGGACAGGCAUAUUGCAGGAUGAAGCUUGUAUAAUGACUGUAUAGUGUACAAACACAAUAGCCAUAUAAUUGACCAUUUUUUAUUUGUGUUUUAGAAUUUAAGGAAGGAGUUUUUUCCUCAAUGUAUCUCAUAUUUGACUCCCAAAACAUGCAGGAUUUGUAGAAUAUGGUUCCAGGGGCUGUCUGUUUGAGUCCCAACUUGGUACAAUGGUUCCAGAGGCUGGUUGUUACGAGUCCCCUGGUACAAUGGUUCCAGGGGCUACGUGUUUAGGAGUGUCCCCUGGUACACUUUACAAAAAGUUCUGAAACAGCUGGGCACGACAGAUUUCAGAAUGAGUACUAUGGCUUGUGUCAUCUCAGAAUGGUUGGUAUGCCUGGUUACAAAGUGACUCAGUAUUUCAUAAUAAUAUAUGUUGCUCGUCUUUAUAGUAUUUACAGGUGAAAAGAAAUAACUUAAUUAGCAUAAAACUUCCUCUCAGCAAUGUUCAGAUUUCUCAGUCAUUGUGUCAUGUUGUAUGACUCUUGAAGUGUUCAAGAACUUUUUGUGGCAAGUGUACAAUGGUUUCAGGGGCUGGCUGUAUGAGUGCCCAUGGUACUGUAGUUUUUAUUCUGUGAAAAACUGUAGUAAUUAUAUACAGUAAUCACAUGUUAUAUGAUCUUGAUCUCUCUACAUUAUUCUGAUCAUGUAUGCUGCCAAAUUUCAUAUUGUAAUGUCUCUUCCAUAUGUUAAUAAAUGGUCUGCUAUGCAAUAAAUAUAUCGUGGUGAAAA